Arabidopsis thaliana (thale cress) is the source of this 1953-nucleotide messenger RNA. RefSeq names its product Tetratricopeptide repeat (TPR)-like superfamily protein. The transcript is spliced from 14 exons. NCBI's taxonomy places the organism in Eukaryota, Viridiplantae, Streptophyta, Magnoliopsida, Brassicales, Brassicaceae. The coding region runs from base 213 to 1547 and encodes 444 amino acids. The record is from RefSeq and is marked reviewed.
ACUUACGCAAUUUCUAAUGAAAUGCAAUUUGAAUAUAGCUCCUUCGAUUAAUACUUUCCAUAAGCUAUAUAUAUGCGGCCACCUUCAUUUGUAUCAUUCUAAGUUAAUCCUUACCAAAAAAAGAAAUCAUUCUAAGUUAAUAAAUACUCAACGGGUCCUCUCAAGUUUCGGUCAUAUCCAAAAUUUUUUUGGUUUUCCUUCGGGAUUGAACAAUGGAGGCCUCGUGUACCAUGUCAUUGAAAUGCAUGAAAGAAGAAAGCAGAUUUGUUAGCUGUGGUUAUGAGGUCAACACCUCUUCAGAUGAUUGCAUUGCUUCCAUUAACUCUUAUUCUGACCAGGUUCUUGGUUAUGGAAGAGAGAAGAAGGUGAUUCUAGAAGCGCCAAACUAUGAUAAUGAUUGUGUUUUGGCCAACAUUUUGGCUGCUCAUUACCUUAGCUCUUUUGACCCUGUUAGAGCCAGAUCAUAUGCUCUAGCUGCAGAAUCCCGUCUUGGGAAAGCCACACUGUAUGAGAAGGCAGUUUUCGAGGCUGUUAGUUACUUACUCUCUGAGAAUAUGGACGACGAUGUGGCUUUGGAGUUACACUCUAAGCUCUUGAAAAAGUUCCCGAAAGAUUUGCUAUCUUGGAAGAGAGUAGAGACUCUGUGUUCCUACAUGGGUCGACACGAUCUCUCUUUGCCUCUUUUCCGGAAGAUUCUACCGCAGAAUGAAGGCCAAGUUUAUGUUAAUGGUAUGCUUGCAUUCUGUUUAAUUGAGCUUGGACAUUUGAGAGAAGCUGAGGAAGCUGCUAGGAAAGGCUGUGAGAUCAACGAAAACGAUUCUUGGGCUCAUCACGCCUUAUGUCAUGUUCUUCAAACUGAAUGUCGUUUUAAAGAAGCAGUAAAGUUCAUGGAAGAACACUCAGAUUCAUGGGAUUCUUGCUCAUCCUUAAGGUUUUCGCAUAAUUGGUGGCACGUAGCUGUUUGUUACUUGGAAGGAGGGUCUCACAUAAGUAAGGUAGAAGAAGUAUAUGAUCAUCAGAUGUGGAAAGAGCUGGAGAAAGACGAUGCUGUUGCUAGAGAUGUUUAUACGGAUGCUCUUGGUUUGUUGUUGCGUUUAGACACACGCGGUAAACUAGAUGAUGGGUUUCAGGACAGACUAGAGAAACUGGCAGACUCUUUGACUGAUAAAGCAAUGUGGUAUCAAGACUGGCUUUUUGAUAUUACGACAAUUUGGGCAUUGAGUAAAGUUGAAAAAACUUCACUAGCACAUGAAUUGCUCGAGGGCCUCAAGUCCCGAACAUCCGCUAUGAACCCGAAGAAACAAAAGCUGAUGCAGAAAGCGAUUCUGCUUGCUGAAGCUGUUUAUGAAUACGGGAAAGGAAACUACGAGAUAGCUUUAGAACUGCUUGGAUUAGACUUUGACGCUGCUAACUAUAAGGUAAUGCGAUGUUCUUAUAAGAUAUAUGUCAAAUCAAAACUUAUUGAAGAAUACACAGCAAAUGCUAUUGUCUCUUUUGGUGACGAUAUAGGUGAUUGGAGGAUCGGGUUUACAGAUGGAUGUUUUUAAUGAAAUCUGGUACAAGUUGCUGUUACUCAACGGCAAAUCUUCAACUGCUAUUGAAGUACUAGAGAAGGUGACCAAACAGAGAGAUGGUGCUCCUUUCUUGUGGCGUUUGCUGGAAGAGAGUUACUCAAUGGAAGGCAAGGAAAAAGCUGGUAUAAGUGCAGGUAAGAAAGCAAAAGCAUUGGAAUCUUCAUAUUUCAAGUCUGCUUGAUCGCCAAAACGGCAUUUGUCUUGUUGUUUUAUAAUAAGUCAAUGGUUAUGGUCAAUGCAUAAGAAUAAUAAUAAUUUUGUUAAUAUAAUUGAAAUUUACAUUCUAUUGACUUUGUAUUAGUAUUUUAUAAAGAUGUUUAUGAGAAAAAAACUACUAGAAGACCAUUAAAAUGGAUCUUGAAAGCUGUAUGUUACAGUU